GCGGCCGACGUGGAUGCCAUGCUCUCGACUCCUGCGAUAGGAGGGGUCGAGAAGGACUCGUUGCGUUUCCAAAGCCGGAGCUGUGGGCCCACGAUCCGGGCCCCGUUCAGCCGCUGGUCUCUCGAGGCCUUGUCCGACUACUGUGCGCAAGAUUUCGCCUCAUCGUUCGCGCCUCGGAUCCAUCUCUGGUGAAUUUGGUGCGUGGGAUGCAAUAUGGUGACCGCCGUGGGGGCCACGGCUGUGAUGAAUCCGCUCAGCUGGCGGGUGGAAUCAGCUGCUUGUUCUGGCAGUCCUGUGGAUGUAAGGCAGAGGCUUGUGCUGGGAUCGCGAUUGAGUUUUCUCCCUUCCUACUUCGCCAGGAUGCAGGGGACUCACUCCCUCCAGCCUUCGAAGAACCUCGAGUUCGGAGGUGCUGAGCUUUUGAGGUGGAAGAAGGCCCUCUUCUCGACAACUUUGCUUGUGCCUGCGCUUUCUACUUCUCGGAGGGCGGUGAGAUUCCAUAUACGUUCCAAGUCAAGUGACACCAAACUGGCCACGAACUUUUCAAAAAUAAAUCUGGCUUGUAUUCGAAUGAAGUGUGACUCGGUGAGAUUCCAUAUACGUUCCAAGUCAAGUGACACCAAACUGGCCACGAACUUUUAAAAAAUAACUCUGGCGUGUAUUUGAGUGAAGUGUCACUCGGUUCACAGAUGCCACAGAGAGGAACACGAACUCGUUAGGAGAACCAUCCAUUUCAUUCCUAAAGCUUUCAACGAAUUCUCGCACACGUAUAUAUUCUCCCCAUCUUGCACAAAUUUGCCAUUGCCGAUGUUACGUAUAUACUAGGGUGAGGUUAAUUAGCCAAAGUGAGUGAAAACUAGUCCCUCCCCAUCGUGCUAGCACAAAUGCCAUUACCUAAACACAAAUGCCAUACCGAUGUUACGGUAUAAUGCAUAGCAUAGUUGUAUUUGUUAUUUGAAUCGAGUUUUGUAGUCAAAUGUUUGAAAUGAUCGAAAGUGUGGUGUGAGACGGUUUAGAUCAUCUAAGCUAACUGGUAUGGAUGGAGCAA
Marchantia polymorpha subsp. ruderalis is the source of this 1048-nucleotide messenger RNA. Lineage: Eukaryota; Viridiplantae; Streptophyta; Marchantiopsida; Marchantiales; Marchantiaceae. The record is from the annotation of a GenBank genome assembly.